AUGCCUGAAGCAAGUACAGCCGUGUUUGAGAAAGAUAAUUUCAAUGCUGAAAAGUAUGUGAAAAAUCUAGUGCAGGAUUGUGUGGGUGGCCCGGAACUGCAGCAAACGAAACAGAAAAUUCAAUCACUCAGUGAAACAGUAUCGUCCACACUAAAGAAACAUGUGUACGAAAAUUACAUGCAGUUCAUUGAAACAGCGAAGGAGAUCUCACAUCUCGAGUCGGAAAUGUACCAACUGUCGCACAUAUUAAUCGAACAGCGCAAUUUACUGACCACACUGCGAGAUGAAUCGCUACUGGACGACCAGAAAAACAUUAUCGAAGAACAAAGCCUUGAUCCAAACGUGAAUGAAGAACAGCAAAACCGGAAAGCAAUACAGCUCAUUAAGGAAUCGCUCAUCGGUUACAAAGGGAAUCUCGAUGAUAAGGUUUUCAUCCACGAGGGUGGUCUUAUUGAGCUGGAUUCCAACGACUAUCGGCCGAUUUGUCGUAUUCAUCUGUUUCUGUUCAACGAAGUGCUAGUACUGGCCAAAGUGCGCAAUGAAAAGAAGCUUGAAUUUCAAACGGAGUACGAAACAAAGAAGAUAGCCGUCAUAAACAUUAAGGAUCUGGAUGGUGUGAACAAGAAUGCAAUUAACGUGAUUACCAGCGAUGGAGCGCGUAUGUUCCAAUGCAUUAAUUCUGCUGCCAAACAGGAGUGGAUCGACAAGUUCGAACUGGCUAUUAAAUUCCAUCAGCUAAAGAAACCGAAGAAAGCGCAAGCCCCGCAACCUCCAACAACCCUGAAAUUCGAGGCACCACAAAAAUCUACCGAGAGCGAACUGCUCACACUUAGCCCAACCGCAUCGGAAAUGGGACGCGUCAUUGUAGAAAAUUUGGCUCCCGAGUGGCUCGUGACGGCACCGGAAGAAAUCCAAGCGGAAAUAGCACAGCGACAUUUCGAAGAUUGCUUGGCGCUGCUGCAAAAGUGCGAAGAACAUCUCAUCCAUGACAAUUCCUUCCAUGGAGCAAGCGAAAUAGCAGUGAAGAUAAAAGCACUUAAAGCUUCCCUCGCUUCGGUGCUUAUGCACGAGUUGUCCAACUCGCAGAGCCGUAGUUUGCAGGCAGCGCUGCGCUCUAGCCGCCGGCCACUGAAGUUGCUCGUGGAGAUGGAAAAGUCACGUGAAGCCUGCGGCAUUUUGCUGCGCGUUUGCACAAGUGCUAUUCGAUCCUCGCAGCGACAGGCACGCCGCAACAACCUGGCCGUAUCGGAGCUAUUCUUCUGCGAUGUAGCGCUUGUUGCUAGCGAGUUCCUGCGUGCUUUCAGUACGAAAGCUUCCUGCACGAGUGCGCUCAUCGUUUGGUGCAAUAUGGAGCUGCAAUACUUUGCUUCGCAGCUCAUUAAGCACUAUCUCACGAAAGACACCCAGCUGGAAAUGGUGGCGAAGGUGGUGGAAGGUGUGCGGCAACCUUGCCAAAAGUUGCGCGAAAUAGGGCUGGAUCUUUCCUACCAUAUGGAGGGAUUGUUGCGCAGUACUCUUGGUCAACUGUUGGACGACGCCCGAUACCGGUUGGUGGAUUCAAUCGGCCGUACCGAGGACCCAUGGCAACCGUACAAUCUGCAAACGAAAACUGGUCUUCGCGCGCUGCUGAAGGAGUUCGACGUGUUGGGGAUUGACUUUCGCGCGUACGUGACUGGUGACACGUGGAUUAAUCUUACGCAAGCGACGGUGAACUUCUGUCGGCAUCUGCUCCAAACGACGGAAAGCUGUGCUUAUCUAGCGAAGUACGAUUCGCUGCAGCGAGAUGCAGAGAUGCUCAUUCGUGAGCUGUUUCUUUCACAGCAUUCUAAUAAACCUCCCAACUCGCUGAAUGCUGACAUGAACUUUGUGGCGAAAAACAAAACAUACAUGGCAGAAGUAUUGUUGCCGAUUGCGAUGAAACGAUUUGAACGAAUUGCUGACAAAAAACCGGAUUUGCUACUGGAGUUACACACGCAGCUGCGUACGGUUCCGCCAAAACCAAAGCCCCGUAGCGUGUAUCAAACCGAUGUACUCUAA
Molecule: messenger RNA, 2037 nt
Organism: Anopheles marshallii
Lineage: Eukaryota; Metazoa; Arthropoda; Insecta; Diptera; Culicidae
Gene: Exo84
Product: exocyst complex component 8
Exons: 5
Coding region: 1-2037 (678 amino acids)
Biological process (GO): Golgi to plasma membrane transport; intracellular protein localization; exocytosis
Cellular component (GO): exocyst
Source: RefSeq, a predicted model, not a curated record